AUGACAGCAAAUAAAGGAGAUGCGAAUUCUGUUACUGGAGCUUUCGAUCCAUCCAAAACGUGUAAAAUUCAAGAUUUAGUCGGUGUCAUCAAUGGCGGCACGUCUUCGGUUUCUUUUUCCAUUUACAGUACACCGGAAUUUAAGGAAAUUGCCUCCCAUCAAUUGAGUGUACCAAUGAUUUCACUUAAGCCAGGUUGGUACGAGCAAGACGCUAUGACCAUUAUUAACAAAAUGUAUCGUUGCGUCGAAGUUGCAGUGGGUAUGUUGCCAUCUUUGGGCUAUAAAAGAGAAAAUCUCGUUACACUCGGCAUCACGAAUCAACGCGAAACAACAGUUAUGUGGGAUGGUAUUACUGGCAAACCCUUGCAUAACGCCAUUGUCUGGAAUGAUAUACGCACAAGUUCUAUAGUGGAUAAGGUAAUAGCAAAGAUUCCUGAUAGAGACAUAAACCAUUUUAGGGAUAUAAGUGGUCUGCCAAUAUCACCCUAUUUUCCAGCUUUAAAAAUGCUUUGGCUUAUGGAAAAUGCGUCCGCUGUACGAAAAGCGUGCAAAGAAAAACGUUGCCUCACCGGCACCAUUGACAGUUGGAUAAUUUGGUGUCUAACCAAAGGCAAGCUGCAUAUAACCGAUGCAACGAAUGCUUCGCGCACUCUACUUAUGAACAUUGGAAGUUUGCAAUGGGACAGCAAUUUGCUAAAAGCGUUCUCAAUAACGGAUAAAAUGCUGCCUCAAAUACGUAGCUCUUCAGAAAUAUACGGUACCGUUACAGAUGAACGCAGUUCGCUGCUUGGUGUAAAAAUAAGUGGAAUUUUAGGUAAUCAGCAGGCGUCGUUGUUGGGUCAAAUGUGCAUAAAACCCGGUCAAGCUAAAAAUACUUAUCGAGCGGGUUGCUUUCUGUUGUGCAAUACUGGUCGCACGGCAGUUAUAUCGCGCCAUGGUUUAUUAACGACAGUUGCUUAUAAAUUGGGACCAAAUAUUCCGGCCACGUAUGCUUUAGAAGGAGCCGUAGCUGUAGCUGGCCAUGCCUUGAAAUGGCUAGAACAUCAAGUUCGUGUCCUACCUAGAUCUGAAGAUGCUGAAAAGUACGCCGGAACUGUAACUACAACUGGUGAUGUGUAUUUUGUACCCGCUUUCACCGGUCUGUACGCGCCAUAUUGGCAAAAAGAUGCUCGUGGAGUUAUCAUCGGUCUCACGCAAUUUUCUAACAGAGAUCAUAUCAUAAGAGCCGCCUUAGAAUCGAUAUGUUUUCAAACGCGCGAUAUACUGGAAAUAAUGUAUGAAGAAUCUAAUCAAAAAAUCGAUAGACUACAGGCCGACGGUCAGUUAUCCAAAAACAAUUUGUUAAUGCAAUUGCAAGCGGAUACUGUAGGCAUACCAGUGUUCCGUUCGCAGCUCUUUGACUGCGCACCAUUUGGUAUAGCCAUGUGUGCUGCGCAGGCGGUCGGUAUAGAUCUCUGUCGCUUUGAUCCCGACAAAGACGAUUAUUCCAAUAUCGUAUAUGACGAAUUCAAACCGGCAAGUACAGAUGAACAGCGCAAACAUCGAUACGGAAAGUGGAAAAGAGCUGUGCAACGUAGUUUUAAUUGGUCCAUUCAACCUACACUGAAAGUUUCGCCUAAUACCGUAUGCUCCCCUAAAGUGUCCGUGAAGACGUUAAGUUUGUUUUUCUUUCUUUCUUUUGUCACGUCUAUACACUCAUUGAAAUAGUCUGGAAGAUUUUACUAAAAAAAUAAAUUUGUGUCUUAUCACGUUUUCUUUUAUUCGGCCUAUAGAAGAGAUAUUAUGAUGAAAUCUUGUGCACUGACGAGCUUUGACUAAGGACGAACGCUAUUGAAAAUGGUUCUGAUCGGAUCGCUUUUCCAAACGCUUCCUACGCAAUGCCUCAUUUUGAAAAGUGGUUAAUAUCUUUUUUAGAAUAUGUGUGCGGGGUACGGUCACAACCGCCUAUAAUUUUCUUAGAUAAUCGAUUUAAAAUUGAACCACGACUACGGCAAACUCGAAAAACAUGGUUCAGAGAAAUUUCAAUUUUGAACAAGUGUUGACUUUACUUUCAAUCUGUGCUGGUUCCAACUUCGAGUUUGUUUAAUGGGUUUAAAUACAAUAAUGAUGAUAAUGGCAAGAUUGCUUCUUCAUUUCAUUUUUUUUUUUUAUCUUCAAUCGGUUCCGGCACUUCCUAAACC
Glossina fuscipes is the source of this 2180-nucleotide messenger RNA. RefSeq names its product glycerol kinase-like. Gene Ontology annotation, cellular component: mitochondrion. Gene Ontology annotation, molecular function: glycerol kinase activity. The transcript has a single exon. The coding region runs from base 1 to 1707 and encodes 568 amino acids. Lineage: Eukaryota; Metazoa; Arthropoda; Insecta; Diptera; Glossinidae. The record is from RefSeq and is a predicted model, not a curated record. Gene Ontology annotation, biological process: triglyceride metabolic process; glycerol metabolic process; glycerol-3-phosphate biosynthetic process.